This is a messenger RNA of Scheffersomyces amazonensis, 1295 nucleotides long. RefSeq lists its product as uncharacterized. The transcript has a single exon. The coding region runs from base 308 to 1192 and encodes 294 amino acids. Lineage: Eukaryota; Fungi; Ascomycota; Pichiomycetes; Serinales; Debaryomycetaceae. The record is from RefSeq and is a predicted model, not a curated record.
AAGUUGUAAUAUUUGUCCUCCUUAUUCUGAUAAUUGAAUUAUGAGUCUUCUGGAUAUAAUCAAUUUCAAUGAUGCAAUAGCUGCCUUAUCAAAUCUACCUAGGCACAUAUAUCCCUUAACUAUCAGUAUCCAAGGAUGGAGGCGGUAUCAAGAAUUGAAGCAGCAGUUGUAAACUUACUUGGGCAAUCGAAAUCAUGAUGAGAUUGUUGAAAUUCUUGCCAAGUAUGACAUUUCUGAUUAUAUCAAACAAAGCAUAGAAGAGGAUCAAAUCUUGAGGCUCCUCUUGCGUCUUCACAACUUUCACUUAAUGCUGGAAUUUGAAGUCGGGGUUGAUUGGGUGCUGGUACAAAUUAUUUAUAAAUUCGUCAACUGUUUUCUAGAAUAUGUUAAUGAAUCCGAAAAAGAAUUAUUACAGUCUUACUUCUUUUUCACUACUAGUUUAAACUUUCGGAUAACUAUGGAGAUGCCUGCCAACAACAAUCAGCCAGAAAGAAAUGUCUCCACAUCAGUUAGUCCGUCAGACAAUUCAGAAUUUUCAAAGACAAAUGAAAUACGUUACCAUUCUGUCAAAAACAUCAUAGGCUGCUUCUAUCCAUCCACUACUCAACUUAAAAAGUUUGAAAUUCCAAAAUCCAUCUUUCACUUUACCCGGGAUCAGUUAUUAAGAGUAAUAUUAUUUCCUACUCAAUUUGAAUACGAAUUGAUCGAUAAUUCUGAAAAUGCAAUAGUUGAGCAAUUACAAAUUAAUAUAAUAGAACCAGUGUCGCAGUUCAUAGGAUAUAUAUAUAAUGAACAAGUGACAUCACAUACUAAUCAUGUAUUGGGAGUAUCAUAUGAGUCUCGACGUGUUUUUGUUACUCCAGAUAUUACUGUGCUGUUUCCAAAGUUUAACCUUCCAAUAGAAAUUAAAAAGAAAAAUGUUGCUGAUUAUUUUAAAGAUUUUAAUGAAAAUCAAAUAAACCAUAGUAAUAGUGAUUUAAUCGAGAUUUUUACACACUUUAUUCGUGAGAUGUUGAUGGCAGGAUCUCCAAUCGCAAUAUUAUCAAAUUCCAGUGCAACACUAAUUAUUGAUAUACAGAAUUACAAGGUAAGUGAUUUUAUUGGCUUGAAUUACUGCAAAAUUUUGAGACGUAUUAAUUGUAACAUAUUUUACUUAGACGACUAUGAUGCUCCUUCCUCGGAUAGUACCUAAUCAAUUAGGACAAGAGUUCUUAUUGUCUUGAUGAAUUGUAGAACUCAUCAAUUAAAGAUAAAGAAAAAAAUGAACAAUUUUUAUAGUAAGUUGAUAAUUGAUA